Ramularia collo-cygni is the source of this 1167-nucleotide messenger RNA. RefSeq names its product related to ribosomal protein YmS2, mitochondrial. The transcript has a single exon. Lineage: Eukaryota; Fungi; Ascomycota; Dothideomycetes; Mycosphaerellales; Mycosphaerellaceae. The record is from RefSeq and is a predicted model, not a curated record. Gene Ontology annotation, molecular function: protein methylesterase activity. Gene Ontology annotation, biological process: protein demethylation. The coding region runs from base 1 to 1167 and encodes 388 amino acids.
AUGUCUCAGCUCUUCCGACAAAGCAUGACCCCGGAUUCCCCAGAGGCCAUCAGCCGGCCUGGGCCUUUGCCACACAACACUCACGACCUGCCAACGACCGACAUUGAUGACCACAGCAGCUCCUCAGACAGCUCCGCAUCAUCAGCCGCCAGCGCCGCCACAGUUCGGCCAUCCUCACGCGAACAGCCCGCCCCCGCCAAGCCGUGGGCCGCCUAUUUCGACCAGGAACUCUGCCUCACACAGACAACUGCUACCCAAAAGGCCACAUACCUCGUCUAUCUAUGUCCGCCUAAAAACCCAUCCAAAGACCCCCUCUUCGUCUGCCAUCAUGGAGCCGGAGCCUCGGCCCUAUCUUUCGCCCUCUUCGCCCUCGAGCUCCGCCGCCAACUCCCCACAGCCGGAAUUCUCUCCCUCUCAGCCCGCGGCCAUGGCUCGCAUGUUACAGACCUUUUCGGCGCGGAAAUCAUUGACUUUAGCCUGGAAGCCCUUACAAACGACGCCCUAGCCAUGAUCCAUUUAACCACAGCCUCUCAAUCCUGGCCUCAAAUUCCGCCCACAAUCCUGAUAGGCCACAGUCUCGGCGGAGCAAUCGUCACAACCCUCUCAACAACGCACUUCCGCUCUUUCGGCUCAAAUCUAAUUGGAUACUGCGUUCUUGAUGUUGUCGAAGGUUCGGCAAUCGAAGCAUUAGGACAUAUGAGAACCUACCUCUCCUCAAGGCCUAAAGUCUUCUUGUCCGUGGAUGAAGCUAUCGUCUGGCACACGAGAACUCGCACAAUUAGAGAUCAGAGAAGUGCGGAAGUUAGUGUUCCCAGCAUCCUCGUCCCAAAUGGUGACGGAGGUUUCACAUGGCGCACAGAUCUCGCAGCUACGAACCCCUGGUGGGAAGAAUGGUUCAAGGGGUUGUCACAGAAGUUUCUCACAGGAAGGGGAGCGAAACUUUUGAUUCUGGCGGGUACKGAUCGUCUGGAUAGGGAAUUGAUGAUUGGGCAGAUGCAAGGUAAAUUUCAGCUCGUUGUGAUCCCCGAAGCUGGACAUUUCGUACAGGAGGACGUGGCGGAGAAAAUCGCGGGCUUACUGGUGGAGUUCUUCAAGCGGAACGAUCGUAGUCAGAUGGUGUUACCACCAAAGGUCAGUGAACUACUUGCACAGGGCAAAAAGGUAUGA